CCAAACCCCUCCACGCCGUCCCUACUCUCUUCACUUUGCUACUCCCUCUCUAAUGGCAAUUUCGAAAUGCAAAUUCAGUCUCUUCUAGCUGCUGCUGCGGCUAGAUUCCCUCCUUCGUGCCUUAGGCAUACUUUGAAGACGAGCAGUUCCGCCGUUUUGUGCCAUCGGAGAGAUUAAAAGAAUCGAGCUUUUAGCUCUCAAAGUGUCUCUACACUCCGACGAUCGACGCCGACGCCACUUCCAAAACACCGUUGUAGCUCGAGUCUCGUGGCUCUUCCGUCUUUCUUCUACAGUCUUUGUCGAGGAACCAGACAAAUUUCUACAGAAAAAGAACAAAAGCAUACCCACGGGGCCACGAGGUUGCCGAGAUUCAGAAAGAGGAAGAGUAAAACAGAGUGGUAAAAUAGGAAAACGAAAAAACACUGUUGCUUUUUACAUUCACGCUUUUAAUAUAGAAUAGAAACCUCAACCCCAGUUCCUUUUCCCUCGAAAUUCUGUUUCCCAAGGACCCAAACUGAGCUUCCUUCUUUUCUCCUCUUCACCAUUUUCGUUCCAUCCAUUGUCCAGAAACCCCAAGAAGGAUUUCACAAAAUCCUCCCAGUAUUUUGGUCAUUGUCCCAGGUGCGUGUGUGCUUUUCUUCCUGAUUUUCUUUGCUUCAUUUCUGUUUUCGGCAUUUGAGAUUAUUUUGGGAAAUACAUGUCGCACGGUUGCUAACCAGAGACACACUGAGCCUUUUCUGGCAUUUGGGAGGGGGUCUUGUAGUUAGAGUGAGAUACAGAGAGCUUCAACUUUGUGGCUGGGCAUGAAGUAAUCUUCUUCUUGGAUCUACAGAAGGGUGUUCCUCUUUUCCAGCUAAAAGUAUUGAGUUCAUUGAAGCAUUGCCACUACAAAUAGAACUGCAAGUGCUGGUGGAGUUGCUGUUGCAAAUUUACUCUCUAGAAAGAGAGAAUGCUCCUUUGGAUGAGACAAAAGGGAUCUAACCAAAUUGCUCACUUACCUCAUAAGCUCACCUCUUUGCUGAGUGUUGCUUUCAUAUCAUCCAAUUGCUCAAAUAUAUCCACAGAAGAUAAAAUUGGAAUCAACAGCAUAGUCAGAAUAAUUAACGACCAUCCAUUUCCUGAUCAACCACUUCAUCCCACCCUUCGCCAAUACAUUCCUCUCAAUGUCCUUUCCAACACCUUUAUGGAGAAUGUUCUGGGUCGUCUCUUUGCAGCCCACUCCAAUGGUCUUAAAGCACUUGAAUUCUUCAAAUUUUGCCUCCACGAUUCACAGUUCUGUCCAAGUGCAGAUGCUUUUGAAAAAACGCUCCACAUCCUUGCACGGAUGCGAUACUUUGAUAAAGCUUGGGAACUGAUGGAAGAAAUCAGACGGAGACAUCCUUCCUUGCUUACCCUCAAGUCAAUGAGUAUCAUGUUGUCAAAAAUUGCAAAGUUCCAAUCUUUUGAAGAUACCCUGGAUGCAUUUCUGAGAAUGGAGAAUGAUAUAUUUGUUGGCAGGAAGUUUGAUACUGAUGAGUUCAAUGUACUACUUAAAGCAUUUUGCACACAGAGGCAGAUGAAGGAGGCACGGUCAGUGUUCCUAAAGAUGCAUUCUCGAUUUCCACCCAAUACCAAGACCAUGAAUAUCUUACUCUUGGGGUUCAAGGAAGUGGGUGAUGUUACUGCAGUAGAAUUACUCUACCAUGAAAUGGUUCUGAGAGGCUUUAAGCCAAAUAGUAUAACUUACAAUAUUAGAAUCGAUGCUUACUGUAAGAAAGGUUGCUUUGGUGAUGCUUUGAGACUCCUUGAAGAAAUGGAACAGGUGAAUUGCUUCCCUACUUUAGAAACAAUUACUACUCUGAUUCAUGGAGCUGGGAUUGUUCGAAAUACAAUCAAAGCACAGCAAUUAUUUCAAGAAAUUACGUUGAGGAACUUGCACCCUGAUACUGGGGCUUACAAUGCUUUGAUGAGUUCCCUUGUUAGAUCGAAAGAUGUGAAUUCUGCUGUAGCUUUGAUGAAUGAGAUGGAAGAGAAGAAUUUUGAGCAUGAUAGUAUGACCUAUCAUAUCAUUUUCUUAGGAUUGAUGAGGUCAAAUGGCAUCGAGGGCGUUUGUGAGCUAUACCACAAGAUGGUUGAGAGAAAUUUUGUGCCCCAAAUACGAACAGUGGUUAUGUUACUGAAGAUUUUCUGUGAGAAUAGCCGGCUUGAUUUGGGUCUGAAUCUGUGGAAUUACCUUAUAAAAAAUGGCUAUUGUCCUCAUGGCCAUGCAUUGGAUCUUUUGGUGACAGGACUGUGUUCCCGCGGGAGGGUGCAAGAAGCAUUUGACUGCUCCAAACAAGUGUUGGAGAGAGGGAGGCAUAUAAGCGAGGCAGUGUCUCGGAUGUUGGAAAAAUCUCUGCUGGAGACGGGUGAGAUGGACAAGUUGAGUACACUCCACCAGUUGAUGAAAAAAUUACAAGAUGUUUUGCCCCCAUCAAAAGGGCAUGCUGUUUUUAUUGCUGCCUCAACAGAUUUGAAGUAAUAAGGUUUAUUUUAGAGCAUAUACUUGUCAUGAUCCAUAAAAAAGUUAUUGCAUAUAUGCCUCAAACUGGUAGGUGAGCAUUGUCUUGCAACAUCUUUGGAGAAAUCAUCAGAUCACAUGAGUUUCCACCUCGGACUUGUAUAUGAAUCUCCCUCAAAAUUUUACAAUAGAAGAAAACUUCAUUACUUGCCCAUCA
Juglans microcarpa x Juglans regia is the source of this 2696-nucleotide messenger RNA. Its product is annotated as pentatricopeptide repeat-containing protein At3g61360. The coding region runs from base 950 to 2500 and encodes 516 amino acids. The transcript has 4 exons. The record is from RefSeq and is a predicted model, not a curated record. Lineage: Eukaryota; Viridiplantae; Streptophyta; Magnoliopsida; Fagales; Juglandaceae. Gene Ontology annotation, molecular function: protein binding.